Molecule: messenger RNA, 1355 nt
Organism: Elaeis guineensis (African oil palm)
Lineage: Eukaryota; Viridiplantae; Streptophyta; Magnoliopsida; Arecales; Arecaceae
Product: serine/threonine-protein phosphatase PP1
Cellular component (GO): cytoplasm; nucleus
Molecular function (GO): protein serine/threonine phosphatase activity
Source: RefSeq, a predicted model, not a curated record
CGGAGGCGAGCGAGAGAGGGGCAGGAGAAGGGGAAAGCCUUGGGGAUUUGGAGGGCGGGAGACAGAUGAUGAUGACGAAGAGCUCGAUGGGGGCGAUGGAGGGGGCGGUGGUGGACGACAUUGUCCGGCGGCUCAUCGAGGGCGGCCGGAGCGGCGGCGGGAAGCAGGUCCAGCUCUCGGAAUCGGAGAUCCGGCAGCUCUGCGUCGAGGCCAAGCGGGUCUUCCUCUCCCAGCCCAGCCUCCUCGAUCUCCACGCCCCCAUAAAGAUCUGCGGUGAUAUACAUGGACAAUAUCUUGAUCUUAUAAGGAUAUUUGAAUGUGGUGGCUAUCCUCCAGCUUCAACUUACCUAUUUCUUGGGGACUAUGUUGAUAGGGGUAAACAGAGUUUGGAGACAAUAUGUUUACUUCUAGCAUAUAAAGUAAAGUACCCUGACAAAAUCUUUCUUCUGAGGGGGAACCAUGAAGAUGCAAAAAUCAAUAGGGUAUAUGGUUUUUAUGAUGAAUGUAAGCGGAGGUUCAAUGUUCGUCUCUGGAAGAUAUUUUGCGAUUGCUUCAAUUGCUUACCUAUUGCAGCGCUUGUCGAUGAGAAAAUCUUGUGUAUGCAUGGGGGGCUUUCACCAGAGUUGACCAGUUUGGACCAAUUAAGAGAUAUUGAGAGGCCCACUGAGAUUCCAGAUGAUGGUCUUCUUUGUGAUUUGCUUUGGUCUGAUCCUGAUCCUGAGGUUCAAGGGUGGGGAAUGAGUGAUAGAGGGGUUUCAUGUACUUUUGGUGCUAAUAAACUUGUUGAGUUUUUGGAAAAGAAUGAUCUUGAUCUUCUAUGCAGAGCUCAUCAGGUAGUAGAGGAUGGAUAUGAGUUUUUUGCACAACGGAGAUUAGUCACGAUAUUUUCAGCUCCAAAUUAUUGUGGUGAAUUUGAUAAUGCUGGUGCUUUGUUGAGCAUAGACGAGUCCCUACUGUGUUCAUUUGAGAUAUUGAAACCCAUUGGAAAUAAAGCUGGACCAGGCAGCUCUAACACAUUAAGACCAAUACCGAAGAAGUUGGCAAAAGGCGGGAAUAUUUGAUGUCUCUACAUUUAUGACCAAUCCGCUCAGCUAAAAUGACAAUGUCCAGAGGGUUUUCAUCCAAGCUUACAUUAAUUCUCUUUUAGCUUCUAGUAUCUAGUCUGGCAGGCGUUGCAAGACAUUUAACACCUCUUUAGACCAUCAGGAAGUCAAAGCUUGUAUAUUAAUUCAAAGCUUGUGUAUCAAUUUCCAGGAAAAAUCUGUCAAUUAAUUCCAGAGACUUUCUUCUUAUGUACAGCAAAAAAGUGUUGUUUAAUGUAAUUUUUCUCCCUUCCUCCUCCUUUACCCAUCAUC